AUGGCUCUUCUUGCUGAAGAGGUGGUUUCACUGCCCAAGAGUGUCCAAGAAAUGUCUGUUGAUGGUGAUGAACCAACAUCCCAUUACAUAGUUAAAGAUUCCUUUAUUGGUUCUGCGGAUGACCCUUCUCCAUCCCUUUGUCCAUUUCCAAUCCUUGAUAUUAGUCACUUUUCCUCGCCUUCAUCUUCCUUUCCUAAAACAGAAGUAGACAAGGAACUAGAGAAGCUCAAGUCAGCCCUCAGCUCCUCGGGUUGCUUCCAGGCAAUUGGUCACGGAAUCUCAAGCUCAUUCCUUGACAAAGUGCGUGACGUUGCAAAGCAAUUUUUUGCACUCCCAGAGACAGAGAAGCAGAAAUACGCCCGAGCAGUUAAUGAAUCUGAAGGUUAUGGGAGUGACAGAAUAGUUUCAGACAAGCAAGUUCUUGAUUGGUCUCAUCGCUUAACUCUUAGGGUGUUCCCAGAAGACAAAAGAAGGUUCAAUCUUUGGCCAGAAAAUCCGAAUGAUUUCAGGGACAUCAUGGACGAGUAUGCCUCGAGGAUAAAGGUUGUGACUGACGUUGUAUUUAAGGCAAUGGCAAGGGCACUAAAUUUGGAAGAAAACAGCUUCUUGAACCAGUUUGGAGACCGAGCCUUAAUGCAAGCAAGGUUUAAUUUCUAUCCAAGCUGCUCAAGACCUGAUCUGGUUCUUGGUGUCAAGCCUCAUACAGAUAGAUCAGGAAUCACAGUUCUCUUGCAAGACAGAGAAGUUGAAGGUCUUCAAGUUUUAGUAGAUGACAAAUGGGUCAAAGUUCCUGUAAUUCCUCAUGCCCUUGUUAUCAAUCUUGGAGAUCAAAUGCAGAUAAUGAGUAAUGGAAUAUUCGAGAGCCCAAUGCACAGGGUAGUAACAAACUCGGAGAAGUUGAGGAUAUCUGUCGCCUUGUUUAAUGAACCAGAACCAGAAAACGAGAUUGGAGCUGUGGAUGGCUUGGUGGAUGAGAACAGGCCAAGGACAGCAGUCCAAACCACAACAGGACAUAACUCUUUUGCAUGUCGUACUAGUUCUCAAGCUGCAAAGCAUCCUCAUUGCUUGACAUCAAACAUGGCCGGCAUGCCGCUUUCUUCUGAUGGGGUUUCAUUGUCCAAGAGUAUUCAAGAGAUGUCCAUGAACGGUGAUGAGCCACCCCCAGAAUUUUAUGUAAAAGACAGCAGUUUCAGAUGCACAGAUUAUUCCGAUCUUUCUGCAUCAAUUUCAGUACCGGUCAUUGAUAUUAGUCUUCUGCCCUCCUCAAAAGAUGAACUGGAAAAACUAAGACAGGCUCUCUGCUCGGGGGGUUGUUUCCAGGCUGUUGGCCAUGGGAUCUCCAAUUCAUUUAUUGACAAGGUCCGUGAAGUUGCAAAACAAUUUUUUGGAUUUCCACAGGAAGAGAAGCAGAAGUACUCCAGAGCAGUUAAUGAGGUUGAGGGUUAUGGCCAUGAUCUGAUAGUCUCAGAAAAGCAAGUUCUUGACUGGAACAGUCGCUUGUUUCUAAGGGUAUUUCCUGAACAUCAAAGAAAGCUCAAUCUCUGGCCAGAAAACCCAAAUAAUUUCAGAGAGGUCUUGCAUGAAUAUUCCAUCAAGCUAAAGCAAAUGAUGGAUCUUCUCUUUCAGGCCAUGGCGAAAUCACUGAACUUAGAAGAGAAAAGCUUUUCGGACCAGUUUGGAGACAAUCCAGUGAUGCAAGUCAGGUUUAACUUCUAUCCACCUUGUUCAAGACCAGACAAGGUUCUUGGGAUCAAGCCUCAUUCUGAUAGAUCGGGUGUGACUGUCCUUUUGCAAGAUGAAGAAGUGGAAGGUCUUCAAAUUGUCAAAGAUGACAGAUGGAGCACAGUUCCUGUCAUUCCUCAUGCUCUUGUUGUUAAUCUUGGUGAUCAAAUGCAGAUAAUGAGUAAUGGAAUCUUCAAGAGCCCAAUGCACAGGGUGGUGACAAACACAGACAAGUUAAGGAUAUCUGUGGCCAUGUUUCAUGAGGCAGAGCCAGAUAAGGAGAUAGGACCCGUCGAAGGCUUGAUAGAUGAUAACAGGCCAAGGUUAUAUAGAAAUGUGAAAAAUUAUGCUUCUUUCAAUUAUGAGUGCUUUCAGAAAGGCAAAGUAGCUCUUGAGGAAGUAAAAUUUCAUGCAUAAGAGUAUGUGAUCAACUGAUCAUGUAAGGAUUAUGGCUCUUUCGUGGAAGCAGAUUCUGAUGCAUGCUUAGCAGCGUCCUGCAUCAGCAAGAAAGUAAGAACAAGUGUUAGGUUAUUGUUGUGAUGCUUAGAAGGUAACUUCAUUAAGGCUAUUUAUUUUUCACUAGUGCUUUACGUGAUUAUCCAGAAGCUGGAAGGGAAAGAAUUAUAAUUGCAGCUUUAAUUGAGACUAUGAUGUGUUGAGAAUUUAAGCAUAUCGAAGCUUGAAGUUUAGCUAAAAGAUUUCUCACUCUUUACUGAUAUAAUUGACAAAACUAUGUGAUUAGUCUAAAUGUGGGAGCAAGCUUUCGUGCAUAGAACUUGAUUUCAGUUUCUCUGCAGCAGAUUAUAAGGACUAAGAAUUCAUAUCAAACUUAAAAUCUGACUCUUCUAACCAAUGCCAGAAAUGUCAUAAAUUCCCUUGAGAUGGUCACAUAAUAUGCAUGUUAGUCAAUUUUAUUGUCAAAAUAGAAUUCUGUCAAAAAACAAAUCUUUUUACCUGGUCACCAGCACUAGGAUGUUGUAACAGAAUGAAUGAAUGAAUAGGGGAAUAUAUGAGAAUCUUACUAUAUAAAUUUUAUGAUCCAAAUUUAAAUCGGGAUUAGAACAGUCUUUUGGUUUGGGCAUUGGUGCUGAAACAUCGAAGUUGAUAUCAAAUCAUAUGAGUUAAUGAGUCAGUGGAAUUUUUAGGGGCUUACUGUACAGGAUGGUGGCAAAUUCAAAGAGCUAA
Molecule: messenger RNA, 2907 nt
Organism: Theobroma umbraticum
Lineage: Eukaryota; Viridiplantae; Streptophyta; Magnoliopsida; Malvales; Malvaceae
Product: protein LATERAL BRANCHING OXIDOREDUCTASE 1-like
Source: RefSeq, a predicted model, not a curated record